Messenger RNA from Microdochium trichocladiopsis, 477 nucleotides. RefSeq lists its product as uncharacterized. The transcript has 2 exons. Lineage: Eukaryota; Fungi; Ascomycota; Sordariomycetes; Xylariales; Microdochiaceae. The record is from RefSeq and is a predicted model, not a curated record. Bases 1 to 477 code for a protein of 158 amino acids.
AUGUGUGUCGACUUCGUAGACGGCUCAGCACGCACUAAGCUCUGGCAGACCGGGGGCGACAACGGGUGGAACUCGGACCCGAGCCUGCGGAUAUACUUUUACGCCAACCAUGAGGAGCCGCCAGAGAUCCCUCUGAUAUGGUCCCAGCGCCUAACGGACUCCAACCUCGCCAUCGCUUCUCUGUCACUUGCCCUCACCAUCCAACGCGGCAUUCUUGCGGUGCUGGGCUUCGACUGGACCCUGUUCAGCAUACCUGCCGACUUGUUCAUGGCGAGCUUCUGGUCCUACAGCAUUGCGAUGCAAAUGUCCUCUGAUCUAAGUGACCUCGAGCACCUCAGUCUCCGGCCAUGGUACCUACAGCGAGGCUGCAGCGCCGCAAAGCAGCAGUCCGCAGACGGUGGCGGUGAAGGCCAGGGAUGGGAGAGCGCAUGUGUCAGGGCGCAGGCAUCCUUUGUCAUGUCAUUGAUAUCUUUGUAA